UAAUACAUAUAUAAUUGCUUAAUAUACAGAAGAGGACGACAAGGCUCUUGGCGAACCUGAUAAACAGUUUUAUAUGGCAGUGGACAUUAGAUCUGUGAAUAAUGACCGUUACCAUGAUCCCGUGUACUAUCCAUUGGAACGAUUUGGUUUCGAAUACCGGCUGGAGAUCGCCCAAAUGAAUGAAAUCAGCUUUCUUCUUCCACCUUCACCACCUCUUACGCAAUACGAUGAUUUAAGCGAAAAGCAAUUCUGUACUAAAGAAACAACCUUCAGAACAAAGAACUGCACCGCCGAAUAUUGCGAAUGUACACAGAUUAUUGAGGUCGACCUGGGUGAUGUCGUGGAGUUAAUCGUGGUAAAUGAAGCCUCGAUCAUUCCUCUCAGCCAUUCAAUACAUCUACACGGAUAUCACUUUCGAUUUAUCGGAAAAGGGAAGAUUGGAGAUACGACUACGGUUGAAGAGGUGAAAGCAAUGGACAAAGCAGGUAACCUGACUCGCAAAUUACACGGAGCUGUCAGGAAGGACACGUUUGUAGUUGAUGAUGGUGGAUAUGCGAUCAUAAGGUUCCAUGCAGACAAUCCAGGCUGGUGGAUGUUCCAUUGCCAUCUCGUUACCGACUUUAAGCUUGGAAUGGGCGUGCUGAUUAAAGUCGGAGAGCAGUCGGACUUACCGGAGAUACCUCCAAAUUUUCCCCGAUGCGGCUCGUUUAAUGGCCAACAGAGAUCCGAGGUAGAUAAUAUCCAAGACAAACCGGGAAGCGCUUCAGCUGCAUUCAUUAGCAUUUAUGUCCUUUUGUUCUUGUUCAUCUGUAUCAAAGUUCUCUAGAUUAGGUCAUAUUGUUGUUUUUUUUUAAUACAGCACAAAAUUAUGUUUUCCUUUAUUUGGUUGGCAGAAUCACUUGAAUGGAUUUCGAAGAUGAAACAAAUAAAAAACCGCUGCUUGUAUGUGGCGCUCUUUAUUGUUUACUAUUUAUUGGUUAUGUUGUUAAUAUUACGUAUUAUUUAUAAUGUUACCUUUAUAGAUUUUUAUACUGUACCAAACUUUAGUUUUACUAAUCUACAUAGACGAAUGAUUGCCAUGAACUGGUGAGUGGAUAUUAAUGUACAGUAUUGUUUUUCAUGGAUACAGUUUUAACUAUAAAUGUUGAUCGAUCACAGUGUAAAGACGAUACACAACAUGGCUUGACUUUAGUUUGAUUGAUAAUUGUAUAUCUUUGCUUCUAUGUUUUAUGAUGAUUUACUGUAACACAUGAUUUAGGUUGAUUUUAAUAUGAUUAAUAGCAUUAAGUAUAUUGUCCUUGAUUUAAAAAACUCUUAUUUUUCUAUGUAACUCUAUUUUGUUAGAGGCAAGUUAUGAUAAUUUUGUACCCCUUUUUACAGAGGCUGCUUUUCCUGCUUAGUGUUACCCAGACUUUCUUUGACCGGGUUCAUUUUGCUACGUCACUUUGAUGAAUAAAUGUUAUGAAAUCCA
Messenger RNA from Anneissia japonica, 1471 nucleotides. RefSeq names its product laccase-7-like. The transcript has 4 exons. Lineage: Eukaryota; Metazoa; Echinodermata; Crinoidea; Comatulida; Comatulidae. The record is from RefSeq and is a predicted model, not a curated record. Gene Ontology annotation, molecular function: copper ion binding; oxidoreductase activity. Bases 74 to 826 code for a protein of 250 amino acids. Gene Ontology annotation, biological process: iron ion transport. Gene Ontology annotation, cellular component: plasma membrane.